Molecule: messenger RNA, 1189 nt
Organism: Rhododendron vialii
Lineage: Eukaryota; Viridiplantae; Streptophyta; Magnoliopsida; Ericales; Ericaceae
Product: universal stress protein PHOS34
Exons: 5
Coding region: 286-834 (182 amino acids)
Source: RefSeq, a predicted model, not a curated record
AUGAGUAAUUGUUCUUCAAAAUGUCCUACCCUCCUGUCUCAACUCUCGAUCCCCGCACUCCUUGGUAGUAUUGCGAUGUGACGCUUUCCGGCUGGGGCCUAUCCUCGUCCUCACGCUCACGCACCCGCACGUGAGUUGUGGGAAUUAGAUCCAAACCGAGCUGGUUCCACGCCUAAUUCAAUGAUUUUUCUGAAGAGAGAUAAAACGACGAAGAAGAGACGAGAGAGGAGUAGUAGUUGACAUCGAUUUGACAAGAAGAUAGUACUAACAUAUUACUGCCAAACCAUGUCCGGAAGCGGAGGCCUCGGGUGCGUGAUCGUGGCCGUUGAAGGCAGCGAAGAGAGCAUGAACGCCCUCCGGUGGGCCCUCGAAAAUCUCCAGCUCCGAUCCCCUGCUCCCGACUCAAGCUCCAACUCCGGCGGCCACUUUGUGAUCCUCUACGUUCAAUCUCCGCCCAACAUCGCCACCGGCCUCAACCCCGGCGCCAUCCCCUUCGGCGGUCCCACUCCCAGUGAUGUGGAGGUGCCUGCUUUCACUGCUGCGAUUGUGGCUCACCAGAGGCGCAUUUCUGAGGCCAUAUUGACACAUGCUUUGCAGAUUUGCUCCGAUAAAAGUGUGAAGAAUGUAAAAACCCAAGUAAUGGUUGGGGAUGCAAAGGAGAAGUUAUGUGAAGCUGUCAAGGUUUUGCAUGCUGAUCUGCUUGUCAUGGGGUCCCGAGCCUUCGGUCCUAUUAAAAGGAUGUUCCUGGGAAGUGUAAGCAACUAUUGCACGAACAAUGCAACCUGCGCUGUAACAAUAGUGAAGGGUACUUCUAGACAAGCCAUUCGUGGUUAAACAAGAUGAUAGCACAUAUACAAGGGACAGAUUUGGUCUGUGAUGAAUGCUGCUUAGCUGAGUCCAGAAUUACAUGGCUUAAGGGUACUUGUUGACCAGCAAUUCCUUCUGAUAUGAAUCCAUGCUUUAAUAAUCUCUGGUGAGCAGUUUUACUGGAAGAAUCUGAGUUUGUGAAUAUUUUUCUGUUACUAUUGUUGUACAUUAUUUGUUUUUGCUGUUUCUUGUACAUUUUCACGAGAAAAUUCGUUGUGAUUGAGGGUCCCCAGGCUUGGUUUGUGUGUACUUCAAACUAGACGUUCUCUUGUAAAUUUCUUGAAAGAAUCUUCCAUUUUAUUAUUACAGAAUGGUUUGCAAA